AUGCCGCACUCCAUAUCACCCGAGUCUACACCUGCAGACGAGUCGUCUCGGGAGAUGUCGCAGGCCGACGACACCCAGCCAGGGCCAGAAAGAGAACACGGAGAGGCUACCAUGGAGGAUGCGCCGAGCCCAGCACCCACAUCAGCACCAGUCGAGAAGCCGAAAGUGAAGCUAGAAGAGCUGUUCGACGACGACGAUUCGGAUGGCGAGUUUGCAUCCAGCGCACCCGUCAAGUCUGAAGAAGAAGCCUCGCAACCAGCGCCACUCAAGAUAACCAGUCGCUCCUCCUUCUCCGAUCCCGAUGUCAUGCGCGCCUUCUACCAGCGCCUGUUUCCCUUCCGCUACCUCUUCCAAUGGCUCAACCACAGCCCAACCCCCGCCAACGACUUCGCUCACCGUGAAUUCGCCUUCACAAUGCCAAACGAAUCAUACGUACGCUACCAGUCCUUCCCUACCGCCGAUCUCCUCAGGAAGAUGUGCGUCCAGCAGCUCCCGACCCGUUUCGAGAUUGGCCCCAUGUACAGCACAAACCCGCGCGACCGCAAGACCCUCCGCAAAGCAAGCACCUUCCGGCCGCUCAUGAAGGAGCUGGUCUUCGAUAUCGAUAUGACGGAUUACGACGAUAUUCGUACCUGCUGCACCGGAGCAUCCAUCUGCCACCGAUGUUGGACGUUCAUCACAAUGGCAAUCAAAGUCAUCGACGUAGCUCUGCGUGAGGACUUUGGCUUUUCACACAUUCUCUGGGUAUACUCCGGACGUCGUGGGGCUCACGCUUGGGUGUGUGACAAGCGCGCGCGACUCCUAGACGACCAGAAGCGACGCGCCAUGGCCGGCUACUUCGAGCUCCUCAAGGGCGGCGAUCAAGGCGGCAAGAAAGUCAACGUCAGGCGACCGUUGCACCCGCACUUGGAAAGGAGCCUGAGCGUCCUGAAAGAGCAUUUCCAGACGUCUAUCCUGGCGGAACAAGACCCCUGGGCCUCGUCCGAGAAAUCAGCACACCUUCUCAAUCUCCUCCCCGACCCCACGCUCCGCGCCGCGCUACAGAAAAAGUGGGAUUCUUCGCCCAAUCGUGCCAGCGCAAGCAAAUGGGCGGAUAUUGACGCCUUGGCCAAGUCUGGUGCGCUAUCGAAAUCAAGCAAGGAGUUGCUGGAAGCAAAACAAGACAUUGUCCUGGAGUACACCUACCCCCGCCUUGACGCCGAGGUUUCGAAGAAAUUGAACCAUUUGCUCAAGAGUCCCUUUGUCGUCCAUCCCGGGACAGGGCGCGUUUGCGUGCCUAUCGAUACGAGGACGGUAGAGGAAUUCGAUCCCCUGGGUGUGCCGACCGUCACGCAGUUGUUGCAAGAGAUUGACGAGUGGGAGGGCGAGGAAAGUGAGAAGAAGAUGCAGGACUGGGAAAAGACGAGUCUGAAGCCAUACGUCGAAUUCUUCCGCAAGUUCAUCGCAGGGUUGAUGGAGGAGGAGAAGCCCGCGCUGAAGAGAGAAAGGCAAGACGGCGCCGAUGCUAUGGAGUUUUAG
Ascochyta rabiei is the source of this 1518-nucleotide messenger RNA. RefSeq names its product p48 polypeptide of DNA primase. Gene Ontology annotation, biological process: DNA replication, synthesis of primer. Gene Ontology annotation, cellular component: alpha DNA polymerase:primase complex. The transcript has 2 exons. The record is from RefSeq and is a predicted model, not a curated record. Bases 1 to 1518 code for a protein of 505 amino acids. NCBI's taxonomy places the organism in Eukaryota, Fungi, Ascomycota, Dothideomycetes, Pleosporales, Didymellaceae.